Messenger RNA from Closterium sp. Naga37s-1, 2034 nucleotides. The record is from the annotation of a GenBank genome assembly. Lineage: Eukaryota; Viridiplantae; Streptophyta; Zygnematophyceae; Desmidiales; Closteriaceae.
AUGGCUGCUGCAUCCUUAUCCAAUCCCUCGGGUUUCUCCGCGAUUUCCUCCUCCUCCAUGAUCGUUCCAUCUCCUCUCCCUCGUACCACGUCAGCACUGAGCAGCUUGCUGUUAUCGAGGCGCAGUGAUGCGCUUCCCGGUUUCCCGGAGCUGCUUUUGUCGCCUGGGACAUGCGACAGGUACCCCUAUUCCUUCUCUCGCGUUCCUAGCGAAGCGUCAUUUAGCGCGGACGGCUCGUGGCCGGAUAACUUCAGAGUCUGGGAGAACGGCGGUGGAUUGGUCCACGUGGAGGCGGUGGUUGACAGCUCAGCAGUGAUCGAACCUUCCGCUGUGGUCCAUUCCGAGGCUCGGAUUGGCGCGAAAACGAGGAUCGGAUCAGGGUCGGUGGUGGGGCCGUACGUGAAAAUAGGCGCGGAGACUGUCAUAUGGUACAACGUAUCGCUCACGAAUUGCACGGUCGGGGAUCGCUGUGUUUUCCACAACGGCGUGCAGAUCGGGCAGGAUGGGUUUGGUUUCUUUGUGGACGAAUCCGGCAUCAUGGUAAAAAAGCCACAGACGCUGGGGGUGCAGAUAGGCAGUGAUGUGGAGAUGGGAGCAAACACAUGCGUGGACAGAGGCAGCUGGAGGGACACACAGAUUGGUGAUUUCGUGAAGAUUGAUAACCUUGUGCAGAUUGGGCACAAUGUGGUCAUUGGUCGCUGCUGCAUCAUCUGCGGGCAAACCGGCAUUGGCGGCUCGUCCACUCUGGGCGACUAUGUGGUGCUGGCAGGGCAAGUGGGCGUGGCCGAUCAUGUCACCAUAGCAGAUAAGGUGCGGGUAGCAGCCAAGUCAGGAGUGGCAUCGGAUAUCAAGGAGCCAGGGGACUAUGCCGGCUUCCCCACGGUGAAAGCGAGCGAGUGGCGGCGAUUGGUGGUGAUGGAAAGGAGAAUGAUGAAGGGAACGGCCCCUGCUGCAGAUAGAUCCGCGCCAUCUUCUAAUCCAACGUUCUCCAAAGUUUCAAAAUCCUCCCUCUGGCUCUUCCGACUUCCGCGCUCCUCCUCGUUCGCACCGCGCUUCUCCCCCCCCCUCCCCUCAUCCUUCCCUCUGACUUGCGCUACUCCGCCGCCCUGCACUCCUCCUCCCCCGCAAUCUCUCCGCGUGUCUGCUAGCAGGGACUCCGCGCGGUCGACGCGCGGGGGGCAGCUCUCCGCGGGGGACCUGCUGGGCGGAGAGGAGCGCGUGGGCGCGCGGGAGCAGCGCAACGCCGCGUGGAGCGCGUGCGCGCUGACGGGGGAGGCGCUGAGAGAGCCAAUCGUGGUGUGCCAGCUCGGACGACUCUACAACCGGGAGAGCGUGCUACAGCUGCUGCUGUGGCGAGCGGGCGUUGUGGCAGAAGAGAGUCACAAGUGGCGGUUCACCAGGCUGCAGGACCAUCUGCACCGCUUUGCACACAUCCGAUCCACCAAGGACAUUGCCACAGUGCACUUCCCCUCAGUCGACCAUCCAGCCAACACCAGCCGGGGUGACAGUGGCGGGGGUAACAGCGGUGAGGGAGAGAAUGGAACCAACGAGGAUAGCAGCAGGUGUGGCGCCGGUACUAGCGCUGCUGGUGUUGCUGCUGCUGGUACUAGCUCUGCUGACACGCUGGCUGCAUCUGCGGCUGCCCGUAGCAGUAGCAGAAGCGGUGGCAGCAGCACAACGAGAGGCAGCAGCAGCAGCAGCAGCAGCAGGGACGCCUCGCACUGGGUUUGCGCACUUUCAGGCGCCUCUGCCAGCACUGGCCAGCCCUUCUCUUUCCUCCGCCCCUGUGGACAUGCAUUCAGUACACGAGCACUGGCUCAGUUGAAGGAGAGACAGUGCCCUGUCUGUGGAAAGGCAUACAAUGGAAGCUCUGAUGUCACUCCCAUCAACCCCACACCUGACCAGGUGGAGCACUUACAGCAACAACUGAGAGUGAAGGGUCGUGCCAAGAGAAAGGGAAUGGCAGCAUUUGUUCAAAGUUCUCAAUCUGAUGCCGAUUCUCUAUCCAACAAGCGGUGCUGCAAGAACAACUGA